AUGGCGAUGGACUUCCAGAAGGCGCUGCUGGACGAGCUGAUGGGCGAGGACCGCAACGAGCUGACGGACCAGCGGAAGGAGCGCGAGGUGACGGACCCCGACGCGUGCCGGUUUUUCAUCGCCGGCCUCUGCCCGUACGGGCUGUUCAAGAACACGCGGUCGGACCUGGGGGAGUGCGGGUACCGGUACCACGACGAGAACCUGCAGCAGAAGUGGAAGGAGAUGGACCAGGCGGAGAAAGACAGGAUUGGGUACGAGCGCGACCUGUACGAGUGUCUGGACGGGCUCAUUCGCGACCUGGAGCGGAAAAUCAAAGCCCGCAAGGCCGAGGCUGAGGAGAAGAACGCGCCCUCGCCGCUCCUGCCCUCGGACCAGGCCUACUUCGACGACCUCGAUGCCAGGAUCAAGACCCUCCUGGACGAGUCGUCGAAGCUCGCGGAGGACGGCAACAUCGACGCCUCCGAGGCGAAGAUGGAGGAGGCGAGCGCGCUCAAGAAGCGGCGCGACGCCGAGUACGCGGAGAAGGUCGAGCCGCGGCAGAAGCUCGAGGUGUGCGACGUCUGCGGGGUGUACAUGAACAGCCUCGACAACGAGGCGCGCCGGAACGACCACUUCAACGGCAAGCAGUACCAGGGGUGGAAGACCAUCCGCGAGACGCACAAGGCGCUCGAGGACCGCAUCGGGCCGCAGCGACUGCCCCCGCCCCCGGCCGCCAGGUCGCACUCGCCGGAGCGGGGCGGGUCGCGGCACCGCAGCCGGGAUCGCGGGUACUCGCGGGAGCACGACCGGGGCUACGACAGGCGGGAGCGGGGCUACGACAGGGGGCACCACCGGGGAGACUACUACGACGGACGCCACCGGGAGCGCGGGUACGAGCGGGACAGGCGAGGAUACGACAGGCGAGACGACUACCGGUCGCGGGACCGGUCGCGGGACCGGUCGCGGGACAGGUACGACCGCAGGAACGACAGGGGGGGGUCUUACCACGACAGGUACGACCACCGCGGAUACGACGCGCGCCGCGACCGUCGAUGA
Molecule: messenger RNA, 1035 nt
Organism: Pedinophyceae sp. YPF-701
Lineage: Eukaryota; Viridiplantae; Chlorophyta; Pedinophyceae
Source: the annotation of a GenBank genome assembly